Molecule: messenger RNA, 946 nt
Organism: Papaver somniferum (opium poppy)
Lineage: Eukaryota; Viridiplantae; Streptophyta; Magnoliopsida; Ranunculales; Papaveraceae
Exons: 2
Coding region: 44-556 (170 amino acids)
Source: RefSeq, a predicted model, not a curated record
CUAGGAUUUCCUUGAGAGUUUUUAAGAUCUACCAUACUCAAUAAUGGCUUUCUUCAUCCCCAUCAUCAUGGCAACCAUGUCAAAGAAACCUGUUGUUACUACUACUGUUGUCAUCCCAAAGGUUGUGAAAAAUAAGCUCCAUCUUUUUAAGAACCCUAACCCCAAACAUUCUGCAGCUUUUUUUGUCCCCAAAUGUUCUUUCCCACUUAAAAUGUCGAAAAACAAGAAAGGGUCUCUUCGUCCUAGUUUCACUACUCAUGAUCUUAUUCGUUCAGAUAUGUUUGAUUCUGAUAUGGAGGAGGAGGUGAAGUUGUAUGACAAAGAAGAAGAAAAAGAUAUGAUGAUGAAGAGAUGGAGUGCUAAAGAGCUGAAAGAAGGUAUUGAGUUGAAGAUCAACUUGCCUGGGUUUGGGAAGGAUGAUAUCAAAGUCACUGUAGAGGGUAGUACCUCUCUUGUUAUCACUACUGUUCUGGGUAAAGAAGAAGAUGAUGUUGUUAGUGUUGGUUCAGAUGUUAAUGAAGAUGAUAUGAACAUUGUUAUAAUUUUCGAUCUUUGAUGUCCUCAACUUACAGGAACUGAAAGCUGAGAUGAAGAAUGGACUUCUUAAGAUCUCUAUUCCUAAGGUGAAGGUUGAGGAGAUUAUAAUUUUCGAUCUGGAUUUUGAUUUCCUCAACUUACAGGAACUGAAAGCUGAGAUGAUGAAUGAACUUCUUAAGAUCUCCAUUCCUAAGAAGGUUGAGGAGAAGAAUGUCAUCCUUGUAACUGUUGAGUAGUCUAUCUGGCCAGUGUUCUAGAUGAAGAAAAGGUGGUGGUUGGUUUUUACUUUCUGUUCUUUUAUCUUUUGGUCGCAUGAAAAUUUCCCUUCCUGGUUUAGUUUAGUUUAUCUUUCUCGUUUUAGGGUUCAUGUUUUGUUGGUUGUGGUGAUCGUAAGAUUGAUUCAUCAAGG